ACCCUGUGGAGAUGCAUGUUGUGUGUGAGAAGCCUCAUAAAGUCUUCGAGUAAAAACACCAGCGCAUUUAUAACAUCUGCAUCUCUUCCAGCGAGCAUGGCUGCGAAGAAAAAAGCACUAAAGCGUAAGUUAGAGCCGGUGAAAGGCCAGCAGAAGCUGGUGAAGCUGGGGGCGGAGGGAUCGACACAGAGCGGCUGGCUGCAGGAGAAAGUAGACGAGCUGCGGAAGGAUUCUUCCGACCUACAAUUCAACCAAGAUCGCGUUCGGUUCCUCUCUGACUAUCAGAAAGUGAAGCAGGGGACCGAUGGGGUGAUGUACUGGAUGUUCCGGGACCAGAGAGUGCAAGAUAACUGGGCGCUGAUAUACGCCCAGCAGCUGGCGCUGAAGGAGAAUCUUCCCCUGCACGUCUGUUUCUGCCUGGUGCCGCGGUAUCUGGAGUACACCUACCGCCAGUACGCCUUCAUGCUCAAGGGACUGCAGGUGGUUGCCAAGGAAUGCCAGAGUCUGGACAUUCAGUUCCACCUGGUGAAAGGUGAGCCCAAACAAGUGGUGCCCGGAUUCGUCAAAGACUGGAACGUUGGUGCGCUGGUGACAGAUUUCAUGCCCCUCAGGCUCCCGCUGCAGUGGUUCAAAAGCAUCAAAAAGCAGCUUCCAUCUGACGUCCCCUUCAUACAGGUCGACGCCCAUAACGUGGUGCCGUGUUGGGAGGCGUCGAACAAGCUGGAGUACGGCGCACGGACGAUCAGAGGGAAGAUCCACAAACUCGUCCCGAAGUUCCUCACGGAGUUCCCUCUGUUGGAUACCCACCCACACCCCUCCAAAAAAACAGCGAAGAAGGUGGACUGGGAGAAAGUGAUGUCGUCUCUGGAGGUGGACCGCAGCCUCGGCGAGGUUUCGUGGGCGCAGCCGGGCGCGGCCGCGGGCAUGGCCAUGCUCGAGUCGUUCAUAGAUCAGCGCCUGGGUAUUUUCGCCGCGCAGAGGAACGACCCGAACGCCGAGGCGCUCAGCCAGCUCUCGCCGUGGUUCCACUCAGGUCAGUUAUCCACUCAGCGCGCCCUGUUGGCGGUGCAGCGUUGGGGGAAACGCCAUUCUGACUCCGUGUCCUCGUUCACCGAGGAGCUGUUGGUGCGCAGAGAACUCGCCGACAACUUCUGCUACUACAACGAAAACUACGACAACAUCCAGGGUGCGUACGAUUGGGCGAAGACGACCCUAAAGAUCCACGCCAAAGACCCCCGGCAGUAUGUGUACACACGGAAGCAGCUGGAGGACUCCAAGACGCACGACCCGCUCUGGAACGCCGCCCAGAGGCAGUUACGCAUCGAGGGGAAGUUGCACGGUUUCAUGCGCAUGUACUGGGCUAAAAAGAUCCUGGAGUGGACAGCCUCGCCCGAGGAGGCUCUGGAAAUCGCCCUCUACUUUAAUGACCACUUCGCCCUGGAUGGCUGCGACCCCAACGGAUACGUAGGCUGCAUGUGGUCCAUCUGCGGCAUCCACGACCAGGGCUGGGCCGAGCGCGCCAUAUUCGGCAAAGUGCGCUACAUGAACUACGCCGGCUGCAAGCGCAAGUUCGACGUGGCCAAGUUCGAAAGCAAGUACGCCGUGAAGAAAGCCUGAGUCGGGCCUUCGUCUGGCGCUCAUCUCCGUCAGCAUUUUUAGUUUAUUACUGUUAGCAGGUUCUUCUGUUCUUAUUAUUUGUGCUCUGCUCUGCUAUCUAAUUUUGUAAUGCUUUUUGCUGAUGCUUUUUUAUUUUCACACUUGAAAUGUUGGUUUAAAAAAAAAGAUUUUUGUCAUUAAAUAUUUUCAAACUGUUUUUUUUAAUGGAAAAGAACCCCUGUAUGAUGCAGUUCUGUACGUUUUGAGAGUUCUGAGACCAACAUAUUGUACAUAAAACAAAUUAUUUGCA
This is a messenger RNA of Trichomycterus rosablanca, 1906 nucleotides long. RefSeq names its product CPD photolyase (gene cpdp). The record is from RefSeq and is a predicted model, not a curated record. Gene Ontology annotation, molecular function: deoxyribodipyrimidine photo-lyase activity. The transcript is spliced from 9 exons. Bases 16 to 1617 code for a protein of 533 amino acids. NCBI's taxonomy places the organism in Eukaryota, Metazoa, Chordata, Actinopteri, Siluriformes, Trichomycteridae. Gene Ontology annotation, biological process: photoreactive repair.